AUGGUUGUUGGCAUGGCUGAAGAUGGCCAGUCCGGUAAUGGUGUGGCGCAACAACAACAGAAUGAACAAAAGGACGAGCAGAAUCGGCGUCCACCAUAUACCAUGCACGGCGUACUUCAUUUUUUACAACAUGAAUGGAGUAAAUAUGAAAUGGAAAAAGCCAAAUGGGAAAUGGAGCGCGCAGAAAUGCAGGCACGAAUAAGCUUCUUGCAAGGCGAGAGAAAAGGGCAAGAGAAUCUGAAAGCUGACCUCAUUCGAAGAAUAAAGAUGUUAGAGUAUUGUCUGAAGCAAGAGCGAGCUAAAAACUAUCGAUUGACGCAUAAUGGUGAAGAUCCGCCAGAGUACGAAGAAGCAGAAAAUGAAGUUGCAAAUGAAGUAAGUGCUCCAAAUGAAGUAGAUGCUUAUGCCGCAGAAGGAGGAAGUGCAUUGGGUUGGAAACAAGGGCGUCAGCUUCUUAAGCAAUAUCUGCAGGAAAUCGGCUACAGUGAACAAAUACUCGAUGUGCGCUCUUUUCGUGUCAAAAAUCUGUUAGGACUAAUCCCUCAGGGCGAUUGGCCAUCCAACGAAAGGGCCACGGGGAAAGGUCCCACAGGGCAGAAAAAGGACUUGGAUAGUGAUUCUGAGUCCGACGAGCGCAAUGUGCCAAGGGGCGGCUUGGAUUCAGAAACUGCCGAGGCUCUCGAAAAGUUUGAUUUUCUUCAUGAGCAAUCCUCAGGUGCUGGCGCAGGUCGUGAUGAAUGGGCAGCUACAGAUCAAGGCGUGAUCGAUCGUCUGAAAGAAAAAUAUAAAAGUGAAAAGCGCACGAAGAGAAGUUCGGGAAGUAUGGAUGAUGCGGAUGAUAAAAGACAUAACUUGAAUGACACCGUCAUAGCAAGCGGAGGCGGAAAUGCUGGCAAUCCCGCUGCAGGAGCGAGAGGAAAACGAGGAGAGUUUCUCGAUAUAAAUGAUGCCCUUGGCUUGCCACCAGAUGAGAAUAUUGACAUCAAGGAUGAUUUUAUAAUUGAGAUAUGGAUUGUCUCUAAUUUAACUGGAGAAGAUGGCACGGCAAAGCUGUGGAAUCUUGAUGGGGCCAAAGAGAAAGGAAGCACUUCUGAGAUCGAACCUGUGUACACGUUCCGAGGUCAUCUGGAUCCUGUUCUAUGCAUGGACCUUUCACCAACUGGCGAUCAUUUGUUCACAGGAGGAAAAGAUGGAGUAAUUUGUUGUUGGAAUGUGCCAAGCACUACAGGCGAUCCAUAUGAGGCAUAUGGUCCCGUUUUUCUUUUCAUUCUCAUUUUUGUAAUGGUAUGUUAA
Messenger RNA from Haemonchus placei, 1293 nucleotides. The record is from the annotation of a GenBank genome assembly. NCBI's taxonomy places the organism in Eukaryota, Metazoa, Nematoda, Chromadorea, Rhabditida, Trichostrongylidae.